Hydractinia symbiolongicarpus is the source of this 6674-nucleotide messenger RNA. RefSeq names its product cytoskeleton-associated protein 5-like. Gene Ontology annotation, cellular component: centrosome; kinetochore; spindle pole. NCBI's taxonomy places the organism in Eukaryota, Metazoa, Cnidaria, Hydrozoa, Anthoathecata, Hydractiniidae. Gene Ontology annotation, molecular function: microtubule plus-end binding; microtubule plus end polymerase activity. The record is from RefSeq and is a predicted model, not a curated record. Gene Ontology annotation, biological process: centrosome duplication; microtubule polymerization; establishment or maintenance of microtubule cytoskeleton polarity. The transcript has 42 exons. Bases 114 to 6167 code for a protein of 2017 amino acids.
GCAAAAAAUAUGCAAAGUUUUUAACUUGCCCACUUGUCUUGUCUUAGAAAUGAUUAUUAUUAUCUUGUAGUAAUUCAAAUAGAAUUAUUUAACCAAGUUUUAAUUCCACCAAAAUGGGUGAUGAGGAUGAUUGGCAGAAACUAACUAUCGAGGACAAAGUUGUCCAUAAGGUUUGGAAGGCGAGACUGGCAGGAUACGAAGAAGCAGCAAAGCGUUUUCGUCUAAUUGAUGAUGAGAAGAGUCCAGAAUAUAACAAUUUUCUUGGUCUAAUCAAAAAAUUUGUUGUGGAUUCUAAUGCUGUUGCUCAAGAAAAAGGGUUGACAGCUGUCCUUUCUUAUGUUGAAAAUGCAGCCUGUGCCACCAAAUGUUGUGGUGACGUUAUAUCUGGGAUUGUAACAAAGGUUUUAAAUGCAAGACCUAAAACAAAACAACUUGGAAUUGACAUCUGUCUUAUGUAUAUUGAAUUGGAGAAGCAAGAUAUUGUUAUAGAAGAGCUUACCAAUGGUUUUGGUAACAAGCAACCAAAAAUUAUUGCUGCAUGUAUUCAAACAGUUUGUCAAGCUCUAAGAGAAUUUGGAGGUAAGGUGAUUAUGAUGAAAGGCUUGGUCAAGCAGAUCCCUAUCUUGUUGGGACACAGUGAUAAGACAGUCAGGGCGGAGGCUAAACAACUUGCCAUUGAAAUUUACAAAUGGAUACGUGAUGCAAUCAAACCACAACUGCAAAACAUAAAACCAGUUCAGUUAAAAGAAUUAGAAGACGAGUGGGCAAAUGUUGACCCGGCACCCCCUAAACCAACUCGUUUCACAAAAUCAGAACAAGCGAAGAUAGCAGCUGCACCUCCACCUGUUGAAACUACUGAUGGUGACAAUGAGGAAUCUGAUUCGGCUGUUGGAGCAGGUGGACCAGCAGUUGUUGUUGAUCCAUAUGACUUGUUUGAUCCUGUGGAGAUUUUGUCAAAACUACCGAAAGAUUUUUAUGAGCAAGUUGAGAGCAAGAAGUGGCAAGAGCGAAAGGAGGCAUUAGAAGCUUUAGAUAAACUGACGUCAAAUCCAAAACUAGAACCAGGCCAAUAUGGGGAAGUGUGUGCCGUGUUAAAAAAGAUUAUUACAAAAGACAGCAAUAUAAAUGUGGUUGCGCUCGCUGCAAAAUGUGUAACAGGUCUUGCAAAUGGAUUACGAAAAAAAUUUCAAACCUAUUCAGGUUUAUUGAUAUCUGCCAUAUUUGGAAAGUUUAAAGAGAAGAAAUUGAAUGUUGUGAUAGCUUUAAGAGAUGCGGUAGAUGCAGUAUUUGCUACGACAAAUUUUACAAGCAUUAUGGAAGAUCUCUUAGCCGCUCUUGAUAACAAGAAUCCCUCUAUUAAAGAUGAGACUUGCAAGUUUUUAACACGAGUGUUUAUAGGAAGUACACCAGCAACACUGCCAAAAGCAGUUUUAAAACAGAUAGCACCAGCUGUUGUAAAAAAACUUGAUGAUACAGUAGGCCCAGUUCGUGAUAGUGCUGCUGAGUGCCUUGGGACAGCAAUGAAAGUAAUUGGAGAAAGAGCAAUGGGUCCGUACUUGGAAACUCUUGAUAAAUUAAAGCAAGACAAGGUGAAGGAAUUUUUUGACAAAGCUGAACUUACUGCUGCACCUGGUAGUGGUGGUGGCAGUGGUGGUAGUGCUCCUGCUAAAACUGUGCCAUCCAAACCUGCAGCAGCUCCAACUAAGAAAGAACCUGCAAAGAAACCACCAGCAGUAGAAUCAACUGAUUCGAAACCACCUGCAAAGAAAGCUACUGGAAAACCCAAGAAAGCAGUUGCUUCAAAGAAAACUGCUGGGAAAACUGCACCUAAGAAAAAAAAGAAGAAAGGUGAUGAUUUUAAUGCUGAUCAAGCAGAACCUACAGAUCCAGAAUUGCCUGAAGGGACUGUUGAAUGCAAAGCUGAGGAAAUGUUUGGCGAGGCUCGAUUAACUCAGAUGGCUAGUUCCAACUGGAAAGAGAGACUUGAAGCUGUUGAUGAAAUGACAAAGGUCAUUGAAGGUAUGAGUGGUGAUAGUAUCAAUGCACAAGUUGUUGUAAGAACACUUGCCAAAAAGCCUGGAUGGAAAGAUAGUAACUUUCAGGUAUUAAAUGGUAAAUUUAAGCUGUUAGCAGCUCUUGCUGCAAAAUCUGACUUCACAAGACGUAGUGCAUGGUAUGCCAUUGCGGGAUUGACAUCAAAAAUAGGAGAUAUUAAGUUAAAAACUCAAGUCAAGGAAACGUUAAAAAUAUUUGCUGAAAAUAUAUCACUUAACUACAUCAGCCUAAAGGUUGCCAAAGCUGCUGAAGAAGCCAAAAACCCUAAAUUACAAACCGAAGCACUUAUCUGGAUGAGCGAGUCAGUUAGAGAGUUUGGUUUCAGAAUUGACUUAAAGCCUCAUGUUGCAUUUAUUAAAACUUCGUUGGCUCAUGUGAACCCGGGUGUUCGCAAAGCUGCAAUAGAAUUCUUAGCAACUUUAUACAUCUUUGUUGGAGCAAACCUCCGUAUUUUUUUUGAAGAAGAAAAAGCUGCUGUGCUUCAACAAAUUGAUUCAGAAUUCGAAAAAGUUAAAGAUGAGAAGCCACCUGCUCCAACUAGAAGAUACAAAGAUGAUGAAGAAGAGGAGGCUGGUGAUGAAGGUGGCGAGGAAGGUGAAGAUGAUGCAGAGGACGGUGGUGGAUCAGGAAGUGUCAGUUUGGAAGAUAUGGUCGAUCGAGUCAGUAUCAGUGACCAGCUAACAGAUGCUGUUCUUGCUAAAAUAAUGGAUAAAAACUGGAAAAUCCGAAAAGAAGGUCUGGAAGAAGUUCAAGGGUUUAUCAGUGCUGCUAAGUUUAUCACACCAGACAUCAAUGAGCUGCCAGCGUCGCUAAAAGCACGAUUGUCUGACAAUAACAAAGUGUUGGUUACCAUGGCAAUCUCUAUUUGUAAACAGUUAGCAGAGUCUGGUGGGAAUGGGAUGUCGAGACAUAAAAGCGUGAUUCUGCCAGCCUUGAUUGGAACCUUUUCGGAUGCCAAGCCACAUUUAAGAAAAGCUGGUGAAGAAGCACUCGACGCAUGGCAUUCAAAGAUUGGCUUUUUACCACUUUUGGACAAUGAAAUUUUAUCCACAGCGAUGCGAGAAUCCAAUCCUAACCUAAAAGCCACGUUAUUGGGCUGGUUGGAAAAGAAACUUCCUAACGAGAAAAAGCUUCCUGCAGAGCUUAAAGAUUGCAUCCCACCAUUGUUUUGUUGUUUGGAAGAUCGAAACCCUGAUGUUCGAAAGGCAGCUCAAGCUGUUGUUCCUUUAAUGAUGGCACAUGUUGGAUUCGAAUCGAUGAGCAAAGCUACAUCUAAAUUGGACCCUUCAUCGAAGACAGUAGUGCAAGGUAUUUUAGAGAAAGCUAAAGAAGUAUGUGUUCCUAUCGCUGCACCCGGCAAGAAAAGUGGUAGCAAAGCUGCUUCAAAAGGCGCGGGUGCUGCUCAGGCUGCCAAAUCUGCCGCUGUGGCUGCAGCAGCUGCCGCAUCUGCUGUGGAGAGUACGAAGGAACCGGCUGUGUCAAAGAAGACUGCACCGAAGAAGGAUGAUAAACAUACCAAGGCAGAAAGCAAGAAGGCUUCUGCCCCUUCAAAAAGUCGUUCUAAGAAAGAUGUUGUUGAAGAUGAUGGCCCUGCUAUCCUUCAUAAAAUUGGUAAAGCUGAGCGAAUUAAAGAUGAAAAGAAAUUAAAAGUUUUGAAGUGGAACUUUACCACUCCAAGAGACGAGAUGGUGGAACAAUUAAAAGAUCAGAUGGCACCAUGUUUUAGCCCUUCAAUGCAUGCGAAGUUGUUUCACAAAGAUUUUAAAUUUCAUAUAGAAGCAGUAGCCAUUCUGACAAAUGCUGUGACGGAAUACAACGAAGCCGUUAUGGAAUCUCUGGAUUUAAUCCUAAAGUGGGUCACCUUACGUUUCUUUGAUACAAACACUUCAGUGUUGUUGAAAACUUUAGAGUUUUUAAAUGCGCUGUUUAACAUGAUGGAAAGCAAUGAAAAACACCUGAGCGCGUUUGAAGCAUCCGCUUUCAUACCGUACCUUGUUGGAAAGGUUGGUGAUCCUAAAGACAAUGUUCGGAAAUCAGUUCGAGAUAUAUGUAAACUUAUCACUUCUAUUUAUCCUGCAAGCAAAAUGUUCACUUAUUUAAUGGAGGGACUUGCCUCAAAGAAUUCUAAAUCAAGAAUGGAGUGCUGUGACGAACUUGGUUUUCUCAUCACAAAGUUCGGAAUGGAAGUGUGUCAACCAGGACCGAAAGUUUUAAAAGAAAUUGCAGGUCAAAUCUCGGAUCGUGACAACGGCGUACGUUCAGCUGCUCUUAACUGCAUUGUUGCUGCUUACAAUAUCAUCGGUGAAGCUGUAUAUAAAUACGUUGGAAGGCUUUCUGAAAAAGAUCAAAGUUAUUUAGAAGAACGAAUCAAGCGCACUGGAAAGAAAGAUCCAGGACCACCUCCGAAAACUGCCGCCCCAGCCAAAGCUAGACAAGCUGUUGAACGUCCUAAAACAGCUAAAAACCCGGAUUCCUCGGACGGAGGACAAGAGAGAAACGAACCUGUACAAAGUAGAGGAUUACAAAGACCGGCAACUGCACCUAAUAUUAAGCGUGAGUUUGAGUUAGAUUUCCAAUCUAUCGAAGGAGACGAAGGCGAGCUUGUUGGUUCCAUGCCAAAGUUACGAAAUGUUGAUUUAAGUGAUGUAUUAGCGGCUGCCAGUAUACCGCAAAACUUACGCCAAGCUUACACGGACUCAAAUAAAAAAAAUCAAACCAUGAACCAAUCUACUAUGGAAGAUGUGGCCACGCUGCUCGAUCUGACGAUAGCGAAGAUCUCCAGCGCAGAUAUUCAUGUGGCCAUGGAAUCGUUAAUUCAACUGGAGGAUGUGUUCAAAAAAAAGAAGACCGACAGUGAAAUAUUAAAAAGAAUAGAUCAGUACUUGGUGACGUCACUAGUUCAGUCCAAAAUGCUUUUCUCUCGCCACAUUGAAAACAAACAGAAUUCAAGUGAAGAUCUGGAACGCGUGUUAAAGUUGUUGCUUAGUGGUAUGCUUGCGUUAUUUGAUGCGCAAUGUUACGCCAGCCUCGUUUCGAGAAAUGUGUUACGAGAUGUCAUCUUGUAUUUCAUCACAGUCUUAAAUGAUAAAGUUUUGGAGAAAUUUGAAGAGCCUGAACUGUCAAUUCAAUGCGUAAAUAGACUUUUGCUACGUGUUAUUACGAAUUCCGACAAAACUAGCUGUCUCGGUGCUUGUGUGAAGUUACUACAAGAACUGUCAGAAAACCUCAAUACAUCUUCGACAUUGAUUAAACUGGUCAUGAAAUGCAUUUGGAAGCUGACACAUUUGUUACCAGAUUUUAUUGCCGAAGUAAAACUCGAUAGUAUUGUACUGGACAUUCAUAAUUUUUACAAAGUGUUACCGGCAUCGUUCUGGCGAAACAGAAGUGAUCGUGUCCCGCAACAAACCGUAAAAGCUCUGCUACAAACUCUCUGUAAAUUGCGAGGAGAUGAACUUUUAGAAUGUUUGAAUACUAUUGAAGACAAAAAUGCAAGUGAAGUGCCUCAGUUUAUCGUUAAGCAUUGUUCUAAAGGAAAACUGCUGCCGACAGAAAAAGUUAACUUUCACCCAAGCACAUCGCCACCUGUGAAAGUUGGGCCACCCACAAACGAAGCACUUGUCGAAAUAUUUAAAAAAAUUGGUUCGAAAGAAAAUUCCAGAACAGGCAUCAUCGAGUUAUAUUACUUCAAAAAGAAAUAUCCUGAUUACAACGUCGAUCCAUUCAUUAAAAACACAUCCCCUUUCUUUCAAAGUUUUAUCGACCGCUCUCUCAAGACGAUCGCUGUUGAAGAGAAUGAAAAACAAUCAAGUACAAACGGUAAUACGUCAUCACGACCACUCACAUCAAGUUCAGUGGAUUCAAAUAUAUCAUCAGAUUCAGCGAAAUAUCUCGAUCGGUUGCAAGCAUUAAAAGAUAAAUAUCAGAAAUCCUCCUCUAAUCAGACCGGCGUAAGUUCCAUAAAUACCACCACAGACAUUUCUCAGCCUCCGCCUGAAGAAGAACCCCAACCAACUGUCGUGCCUGAAGUGAAAGCAAACACAGAAGAAAAGAAAAAUUUCGACCUCGACGAUAUAAAAAGAAGAUUAGAAUUAAUUAAAGCGGGUAAAAAAUAAAAAAGGAUGUUGGGUAAAAAUAAGAAGCUUGCUGGGAAACUUAUCUCCAUUAAUCGACAACAAACGUAUAUCAUUGCAUGUUAGUUAGCAUAAUUUAUCGUCUAUUUCAUCUAAGUUAUUUUUGUUAAACACCGUAUAUCGUAGAAUUUGGAUGACUCACAUGAACUCGGAAGCUGCAUCUGUCGCCUAUAUAAAUAUAAAGUUGUUUGUAAAUUAUAUAUUUCUUUCUCUUAGUAUUUCAGUUUUUCUUUUGAAUUCGAUGGUCCAUAAGUUUACAAGUUCUUUGUUUCUGGUGUAUGUCAUGUGCUACUAAUUAUAACGUUGCUCCUUUGUAGUUGCACGUGUGCUACUUUGUAACUGGGUGUACUAUUUUCUAACUGGAUUAGCUACUUUGUAACGUUGCAGUUUACACAUACAUACAUGUUAACGGAAGUCUAUUUUUAAUGAUUUGUUAUUUUUGUUUUUAUUUAUUAAGUAGACUUCAAAUAGAUUCUCUAUUCAGGAAAA